AGCCAAACCUUUGACAGCAAGGAAAAACAUGGCCAAGGCAAAGUUCAUCAAGAGAAGCAGUGUUCUCAAGCAUGCAGUUCAAGUCCUGCAGAGGAGUCUUCUUCCAUUCUUAAAGAUGAAGACUGCUCCUUCAAUAUGGGGUCAUUUAUCCGACGAGUUCGAAGAGGCUGACAGAAUUGGGGUGCUGCCGGAGGAUGUGAAGGAAGGCCACUUUGCAGUGGUGGCAGUCUUUGACGAGAAGCCAAAAAGAUUUGUGGUGUCGUUGAGCUGCCUCUCACACCCAGUGUUUCUGAGGUGGUUGGAGUUGGCAGAAGAGGAGUUUGGGUUCCAGCAUGAGGGGGCCCUUGCUAUACCCUGCCGGCCGAGCGAUCUGGAGAAGAUAAUUACAGAGCUGUGAGGAAGAGGACAAGUCCCAUGCAUGCAUGUCCAUUGGUUCUCCAUCUCUUUUUCUUAAAGGAAAAAAAAAAAGGUCUGUUGAUCGAGUCGCAAUAGCAAGGAUCAGAUUGGAUCUUAUUAACCAGAAAUCAGAGAUGCAUUUGCUAUGCCGUAUUUAUUGUUAGGCAAGCAAUUGAGAUGUGAAUGAUGAUUGUAGCAUGUGGAUGAUUAAGAUCGAAUGCAUGUGUAAGUUUGCUUGAUUGAUGAUGAUGGACAUUGUUUGCCGAA
Messenger RNA from Phoenix dactylifera (date palm), 663 nucleotides. RefSeq names its product auxin-induced protein X15-like. The record is from RefSeq and is a predicted model, not a curated record. Gene Ontology annotation, biological process: response to auxin. NCBI's taxonomy places the organism in Eukaryota, Viridiplantae, Streptophyta, Magnoliopsida, Arecales, Arecaceae.